AUGGACGCGGUGCUGAGCUGCAACGUUUUCUUAACGGCCCAGGGAUCCCACUACUACGCGCACCCUCUAAGCGAGAUCGAUGGACCGGCCACAUUCCUUAGUAUCGAUCGCCGUAGCGAGCACAUCGAUAACCGUCGGUCGAUGGCGAUCCACAGAAAACCAGGUUUGUGGCAUUCACUACCAUCCAAGGAAGAAGUCGAAUUUCAAGCACGACGCGACGUGAUCCAGCUUGACGAAGCGAUCGAUGAAUGUGCUGCUCAAAUCAGAAUGCUGAGCCACUGA
Histoplasma mississippiense is the source of this 282-nucleotide messenger RNA. RefSeq lists its product with no specific name. Lineage: Eukaryota; Fungi; Ascomycota; Eurotiomycetes; Onygenales; Ajellomycetaceae. Bases 1 to 282 code for a protein of 93 amino acids. The transcript has a single exon. The record is from RefSeq and is a predicted model, not a curated record.